Molecule: messenger RNA, 1846 nt
Organism: Episyrphus balteatus (marmalade hoverfly)
Lineage: Eukaryota; Metazoa; Arthropoda; Insecta; Diptera; Syrphidae
Gene: mTerf5
Product: transcription termination factor 5, mitochondrial
Exons: 4
Coding region: 81-1712 (543 amino acids)
Biological process (GO): regulation of DNA-templated transcription; termination of mitochondrial transcription
Cellular component (GO): mitochondrial matrix
Molecular function (GO): double-stranded DNA binding
Source: RefSeq, a predicted model, not a curated record
CGAAAAAACAACUGUAGAAACUGUCAAAAUUUUACAACUUUCAAAAAAAUUAUUUUGCAUAAGAAAAAAUAAAAAUAAACAUGCUGUGGAACCGCAGGUUCUUCCUUGUGAAUAAACAGCAAAUAAAUGUCCUUGCACGUUUUCUUAGUGCUUCAAAAACCGACGAAAUUCAUGUCGUUGAACAUCCCAUAACACCGGGUUAUCUCUCAAGAGUCUUAGGUUCAACAUCAAAAUAUUGGAGCGAAGCACUAACAAAGCAUAAAGAACUUCAAACAGUUAAACGAGAACACCUUGUCAGCUCAGCUGAAACACUGAAAUCCCUCAACUAUACCAUCCGGGAAAUUCUCGACAAACCAAUGCUUCUUUAUCAAAAUACAUUAACAAUACAAAAUCGUCAUAAUGUACUCAAAGAAUGCGGCUGUGAGACAAUUUCUCUUAAUCUACUGUUUAAGUUUGUCACCGUAAUGAAUAGAGACAUCUCCACACUUAAGAGUCAACGUUUUCUUCCUUUUGAUAUCGAUAUUCAAGAAAGACUUCGUACUCGAUUCACUGACAUCGAUGUUUACGUACCAUCAAAAUAUGGUGAAGAAAUCAAAUUAAAAAAGUUACGCGAGAAUAUCUUGAACUUUUAUCUAAAGCAGCGGUUAGAUAUGUCGGAGAAAGAUCUUGAAAAACUCUGGAGAGUUUAUUCUCGUGUUCGUCACAGAAGCUUUAAUUCGAUUCAGCAAAUGGUUAAGAUUCUACUUGAUGAUUUAAAUUUCCCCAAAGAACGUAUCGCCAAAAAUGCUUUUCUCCUUUAUGGCGAUCCAGAGAAUGUUUACAAAAUGUUAGAACAAAUUCCAUCAAUUGAUGGUCAGGAUUUUCGUACAAUUUUAUUCAAGACACCAAAGAUUCUUAUGUCUUCUGCGGAAGGUUUAGUCAAAAGUUUGAAUCAUAUAAAAUCAUUUGGAAUAAAAGAAAAUGCAGUUGUGAAAUGCCUUGAAAUACUGACGCUGAGUCCGGAUACAGUUUUGGAUAGACUUAAUGAUUUGCAAGAUAUUGAGGAAUUUCAAGUUUUGAAAACUAAUCCGCGGAUAUUAAGAUUAGUUCAUUAUCAGAACAAAGCUCGUCUCAGGCUUGAUUAUUUGAAUCAACUCAAGGUUCGAUGUGCCUCAUUGCACGUGCUAUCAUGCAGUUCGGAUGCAUUUGUUAAAUUUGCUCGCGAAGGAUCAGAUCGUACAAAGGGAAGAGAUGUGGUGGUUUUUCUUUCAAACAAAUUGAAGGAAAGUGAAUCUAGUAUUCGAACAAUUUUAACUCGUCAUCCUAAUUGGUGCCACAUACCAGUUGUACAAGUUAAUCAAUGUUACGAUUAUCUGUUAACAAAAGAAUUUACCAAUGAAGACAUCUUUUCUAAUUUAUAUCUUCUUUUGUAUCCAAUCAAGAGAAUAGAAGAAAAACUAACGCUGCUUUACACAACUGAAAUUCUUCAAGAUUUAAAAAUAGAAGAUAAAAUUACAGAUAUCGACAAAUCAAAGAUACUUGCUCUCGUUUUGUAUUUAAUUGAAAGUGAAUUUCAUUUUACGGGCGACGGCAUCUGGACUGAACAACAUAGUUUACAAGUAGAGAAUUUCCAUAAUCUAUUGCCCGACUUUCCCGAGAGCAAUAAAGUUCAUCGUUAUGGUGUGAAAGAAAAAGGGACCAAUAAAACGACUACUGCAUCAGCAUUUGUGUAAAUAGUUGGAAAUAUUAAUUUUUAGUUACAGAAUUGAAGAUAGAAAUUGUGCAUACACAUAAAUAGUGAGCACACUUUCCUGUACACAUAUAUUUUGACAUCAUCAAUAAAAUAGAAAAAAAGCCUUAUUUUUAA